UAGGCAGACAGGAAUCUACGUAAGGAAAAACGGGAGAGGGACUGUUCGAAAUGGCCGUCACGAAAAACAGGAGCUCUGGAUUAAGUGAAACUCCCGGGUCAACACUGCACAAAGUGGCCACAGUGUCCGACGUAGAUGAGGGUUCGUCCCUAGGGCUAUCUGUCCCGCCUUUCCUGGCAGCUGGUCUCACUCUCAGUCUCGUCCUCUUAGGAAUCGUCGCCUACUUCAGCUACAGGUGGCUCGUUCAGCGCCUGCAGUCUUCCACAAAACCUUCAACCGAACAGACAGAUCCAGAACAAGCGUCCACAAGUAGUCACCAGCAACCGCCACCCGACAUCAGAGCCACACCCUGUGAAGAAAAAGAUGAGACACCACCAGCUGUUGAAGGGGCUGAAAUGCCCAAAUCGCCCUCAGGUCAGUGCUACAAACAAAUAUAUAAACAUUUCUUAAGCGAAAAGUCCAUAAAGUCAGUAUGUAAUAUUGCCCAGAGAGACAGCCAGGCCAUCGGACGUAUUAGACCGGAGCUAUAUCAGCCGGACAUGAUGAGGCAAUGGUCUGCAGAUAGCGGAGCAGAACUUCUUGGGGACGGUAGUGAGCAAGGAGCCAGUUGUGGUAAAUUAAUGUUCACCCUACGGUACGAUCAUGACGUCGAGGGACUGAUUGUUAGAGUUCUUCAAGCCCGGGAUCUUCCAGCGAAAGAUUUCUCUGGGACAUCAGAUCCAUACAUAAAGAUAUAUUUAUUACCAGAUAGGAAAAAGAAAUUUCAAACUAGGGUUCAUAGACGGAAUCUCAAUCCCACUUUUAAUGAGACAUUCGUAUUUGGAGUUCCCUAUGAACAGCUCAGAUCGAGGACGAUCCAGUUCUCAGUGUAUGAUUUCGAUCGAUUCUCCAGGCACGAUCUCAUCGGGCAGGUUCUAGUUCGCGGACUUCCUGAGCUCUGCGAUAUCAACCACGAUGUAGAGUACACUAUGGACAUUUUGGGUGUUCCACAGGAAAAAGUCGAUCUUGGAGAAGUGAUGCUGUCUCUGUGCUACUUACCGACCGCUGGUCGUUUGACUGUGACUAUCAUUAAAGCUAGGAAUCUUAAAGUCAUGGAUAUCACGGGAUCGUCAGAUCCAUACGUCAAGGUUUCGUUGAUGUGCGAAGGGAAACGAGUAAAAAAGAAGAAAACCUCAGUGAAGAAGUCUACGCUGAACCCAGUUUAUAACGAGGCCCUCGUCUUCGAUGUGCCAGCAGAGAAUAUCGAAGACGUCACUCUGGUCGUUAAAGUGAUCGAUUACGACAGAGUGGGAGCCAACGAAAUGAUGGGGUGUUUCGCCAUCGGAAGCAGCUGCAUCGGUCUAGGUCGAGACCACUGGAUAGAGAUGCUAGACAACCCUCGCAAGCCUGUAGCUCAGUGGUACACUUUACAAGAAUCUUUGUCCGGUCUUACUGUUGAGAAACUACCUGUAAAAUCAUCUCCCAUCAAAUGCAUUAGUAUGAGAUGACUGUAACUGUGCUUGCCAUCUAAAAUUGUAAUGGCUCCCUUUACUGGACGAAAUGGAAGCUGGGACAACCUCUGAAAAGGUUUACUGUCCGUUUUACCAUGAGUGGGUCUCCCGAAACCUGCUUGCUGAUUAAGCUUGUUAAAAUGAUUCUCUCAUCCCAUAUGAAGCUGUUCUGUUUUUCAUCCCUCGUGUGUUUGUUAUCGUGCAUCAUCAUGGAUGAAAUGGAACUGGAGUAUCACCUGAGACACAUGUAGAUUAAUGUAUGACAAAACAUAUUUGAUUGUUUCAUGCUAGAUAUUUACUUGAAGUUACAUCUUUGUUUCGCUCAGCUCAUUUGUGUGUAAAAAGAUAACCAUUAUUUUAAUAAUUUUAAGCAAUCAGUUGACUCGAUUCCAUUACAGGGUAAGUAACUAAGAAUCAUUUUUUCUAAAAUUGAAGACAGCUUGCAGUUUAAUUAAGGUGAACUAACCUUCUGAACAGCAUUAUUAUAAUUUUUUACCAUGCAACACACUUAACGAUGGUGUGACUAAUAAUGCGGAUUUCAAAGUGAACGCUUUGUAUUAUGCAAAGACAGAACUUCAGCAAAACUCUAACUUGCCUUAAUGUGCAGUUAAUAAAUCUAUAGCCCACGAUAUUCUUGAGUUGAAAUAUAAACAAAAUAUUUUUCCGCAGAAUGCUAAUACAACACUGUUGAAGGAAAAGGAUCUGCUACACUAGCAUUCUAAUUCCCUUUCACUUAUAUAACGUAUCGAUAUCGAUAGCAGCUAGCAAUGCUACUCAAUUUCAGAUUGUGCACACAGUAGUCAGUGACACUGCGUUUCUCUGCUUACAUAUCUGACUUGAAAUGUAAUAUAAGUUGCAUCGUGUCGCGAUUGCAUUUUUUUUCUGGUUGAACUGCAUCUGCGUCAAAACAUAGAGAAAACUGACAAAUAGCAUUUAAUUUGCUGUGUACUCAGUAGUUACGCGACACCUCAUUUUAUGUGCUGCCAUCUAUGCGGCAUGAAAUGUAAUAUAAGCUGUAUCGUGUCGAGAUUAUAUUUUUUUCUCGGGUUGAACUGCAUCUGUGUCAAAAGAUAGAGAAAACUAACAACUAGCGUUUAAUUUGCUGCGUACUCAGUAAUUACGAGACACCUCAUUUUAUGUGCUGCCAUCUAUGCGGCGUGAAAUGUAAUAUAAGCUGUAUCGUGUCGAGAUAUUUUUUUUUCCGGGUUGAACUGCAUCUGUGUCAAAAGAUAGAGAAAACUUGUUAGCGUUUAAUUUGCUGUAUCGCUGCUAAUCAGGGGCCAAUUAAACUGUUUUAUGUAUCAAUUUUUGGCAGCAUGAUCCGCCAUUACUUACCCUGUCUGGAUGUUGUGAUAUUGUAUUUGAUUGUUACGUGCUUUUUCAUGUUUCAAAACUUUACGUUUUCACUGUGUAUAUACUUGUGCUAAAUUUUAAACCAUA
Parasteatoda tepidariorum (common house spider) is the source of this 2930-nucleotide messenger RNA. Lineage: Eukaryota; Metazoa; Arthropoda; Arachnida; Araneae; Theridiidae. The record is from RefSeq and is a predicted model, not a curated record.